Aspergillus alliaceus is the source of this 2088-nucleotide messenger RNA. RefSeq names its product NADPH--hemoprotein reductase cprA (gene cprA). The coding region runs from base 1 to 2088 and encodes 695 amino acids. Lineage: Eukaryota; Fungi; Ascomycota; Eurotiomycetes; Eurotiales; Aspergillaceae. The record is from RefSeq and is a predicted model, not a curated record. The transcript is spliced from 2 exons. Gene Ontology annotation, cellular component: cytosol. Gene Ontology annotation, molecular function: FMN binding; NADPH-hemoprotein reductase activity; flavin adenine dinucleotide binding.
AUGGCGCAACUCGACACCCUCGAUUUGGUUGUCCUUGUGGCGCUUUUGGUGGGUAGCGUUGCCUACUUCACCAAAGGCACCUACUGGGCUGUCGCCAAAGAUCCCUAUGCCUCGUCUGGUCCGGCAAUGAAUGGCGCCGCCAAGGCAGGAAAGACUAGAGAUAUCUUGGAAAAGAUGGAAGAAACUGGCAAGAACUGUGUCAUUUUCUACGGCUCACAGACUGGAACUGCGGAGGACUACGCUUCGAGAUUGGCAAAGGAAGGAUCUCAGAGAUUCGGCCUCAAAACUAUGGUCGCUGACUUGGAAGACUACGACUACGAGAACUUGGACAAAUUCCCUGAAGACAAGAUCGCUUUCUUCGUUCUGGCGACUUAUGGAGAGGGCGAGCCCACGGAUAAUGCUGUCGAAUUCUACCAGUUCGUUACCGGCGAAGACGCUACUUUUGAAGGCGGCGCUUCCGCCGAUGAAAAGCCGCUGUCCUCCCUCAAAUAUGUCACUUUUGGUCUGGGUAACAACACCUAUGAGCACUACAACGCCAUGGUUCGCAAUGUGGACGCCGCUCUCCAAAAGUAUGGUGCACAACGUAUUGGCUCUGCUGGUGAAGGUGACGACGGCGCUGGCACGAUGGAAGAAGAUUUCUUGGCUUGGAAGGAACCCAUGUGGGCAGCACUUACGGAAGCCAUGGAUCUCCAGGAACGCGAGGCUGUCUAUGAGCCCGUUUUCAAUGUCACGGAAGAUGAAUCUAUGAGCGUUGAGGAUGAGAAGGUCUAUCUUGGUGAACCCACCAAAGGUCAUCUCGAAGGUCAACCGAAAGGCCCAUAUUCGGCCCACAACCCUUUCAUUGCGCCUAUUGUCGAGUCUCGUGAGUUGUUCACUGUAAAGGAUCGUAACUGUCUACACAUGGAAAUCAGCAUCGCUGGAAGCAACCUCACUUAUCAAACUGGUGACCACAUUGCUGUUUGGCCUACAAAUGCUGGAGUGGAGGUGGACCGCUUCCUCCAGGUUUUUGGACUUGAGGAAAAGCGUCAAACAGUUAUCAACAUCAAGGGUAUUGAUGUGACGGCUAAGGUUCCAAUUCCUACCCCUACCACCUACGAUGCCGCUGUUCGUUACUAUAUGGAAGUCUGUGCCCCCGUAUCCCGGCAAUUUGUCUCGAGUCUGGCUGCCUUCGCUCCCGAUGACACGACCAAGGCGGAAAUCCAGCGUUUGGGUAACGAUAAGGAUUACUUCCACGAGAAGAUCACUAAUCAAUGCUUCAAUAUCGCCCAAGCUCUUCAAAGCAUCACUUCCAAGCCAUUCACUGCCGUCCCGUUCUCCUUGCUCGUUGAAGGUCUCAACAAGCUUCAGCCUCGUUAUUACUCUAUCUCGUCUUCCUCUCUUGUCCAAAAGGAUAAGAUCAGUAUUACUGCAGUCGUGGAAUCUGUCCGUUUGCCUGGUGCCUCUCACAUUGUGAAGGGUGUGACUACGAAUUACCUCCUCGCGCUUAAGCAGAAGCAGAAUGGUGAUCCAACGCCUGACCCCCACGGCUUGACGUAUUCUAUCACCGGUCCGCGCAACAAGUACGACGGUAUUCAUGUUCCUGUCCAUGUCCGUCACUCGAAUUUCAAACUGCCAUCCGAUCCCUCGAGACCCGUCAUUAUGGUUGGACCUGGUACCGGUGUUGCACCUUUCCGUGGCUUCAUUCAGGAACGUGCCGCCUUGGUAGCUAAAGGCGAGAAAGUCGGAACAACCGUUUUGUUCUUUGGGUGCCGUAACCGCAAUGAGGACUUCUUGUAUCAGGACGAGUUCAAGGCCUGGGAGGAACAACUUGGUGACUCGUUGAAGAUCAUCACUGCCUUUUCCCGCGAAACUUCUCAAAAGGUGUAUGUCCAACAUCGGUUACGCGAACAUGCUGAGCUGGUUAGCGACCUUCUGAAGCAGAAAGCCACAUUCUACGUUUGUGGAGACGCCGCCAACAUGGCUCGUGAAGUCAAUCUUGUGCUUGGCCAAAUCAUUGCCCAACAGCGUGGUCUUCCCGCCGAGAAGGGUGAGGAGAUGGUCAAGCACAUGCGCAGCAGUGGAACCUACCAAGAGGAUGUUUGGUCAUAA